Syngnathus acus (greater pipefish) is the source of this 2110-nucleotide messenger RNA. RefSeq names its product homocysteine-inducible, endoplasmic reticulum stress-inducible, ubiquitin-like domain member 1 (gene herpud1). Gene Ontology annotation, molecular function: transmembrane transporter binding. The transcript is spliced from 8 exons. Gene Ontology annotation, cellular component: endoplasmic reticulum membrane. Bases 243 to 1502 code for a protein of 419 amino acids. The record is from RefSeq and is a predicted model, not a curated record. Gene Ontology annotation, biological process: endoplasmic reticulum unfolded protein response; ubiquitin-dependent protein catabolic process; negative regulation of endoplasmic reticulum stress-induced intrinsic apoptotic signaling pathway. Lineage: Eukaryota; Metazoa; Chordata; Actinopteri; Syngnathiformes; Syngnathidae.
GAGCAAAAGCUAACCAAUCAGAAGCAGCCACACUGUUUGGCAACAACAUUCCGUCUCGUCGCAGUUCGACAGCAUAUUAUGUACAGAAGCCGAUUUAACAAUCCAGCUUUUGUAUGCACAAGUUUGAAUUUUGACAAGAAACAACAACCGUAAUUUUUGGUGACCGUAAGACUGUUUUGUUCUACACACACUGUGCUGCAAGUUAUCGCCGAAACGUGACACCAAACGUGAGAAGUGGAAAAAUGGACGUGGAGGACUCUCAACCGAAGACGAUAAGUCUUCUCGUAAAAACACCCAGUCAGGCUGUGGAGGAUCAAACAAUUGAAGGAGUCCAUGUGAACUGGACGGUGAAGGACUUAAAGACACAUCUGUCGUCAGUUUAUCAAAUAAAACUGGCUGUUAGUGACCAGAGGCUCAUCUAUUCUGGCAAACUUCUACCCGACCAUCUUUACAUUCGAGAUCUCUUCACACAGACAGAUACCAUUCCCACACUGCAUCUAGUCUUUGCUGUAAAGAUGCAACCCAAAGCACAUCUGGGGGCAAGACCAAAGGUUAAGGAAGCAGGUCAGCCGCAUCUCUGUAGUCCAAGGCCCACGCCAUCCUCAGCGUCCUCCAGUAGCACAGCAGAGCUGAGACAGAGGAGGCAGACGUCUUCAACUUCAGAUGCCACGCUGGCAUCAGCCCCAGGCGUUCCCGCGUGGCCUGGCACCAACAUGACUGGAACGCCUCAAAUGGCUCAACCAGCAUUUCCAGCUUACUCGCUGUACAGUCCCCAACAACUUCUGUGGCUCCAGCAUGUCUAUGCUCGACAAUAUUACAUGCAAUAUCAAGCAGCUAUGGCAGCAGCUGCCACCGGCCCCUCCAUAGCACCCGCAACUGUUGUCCAUCACCCACCUGUACCCGCUCACCAGGUACCUGUGCCAGCGCCAAUGGCUAAUCAGAACCCCAUCAACAAUCUGCAACCAGCGAACCAGAACCAAGUGCAGGACGGUGCAUUCAUUGACCCUGGCGUGGCCAAUCAGAAUAUGAGAAUGAACGCCCAAGGGGGACCUGUCAUGGAGGACGAGGACGACAUAGAGCGCGACUGGUUGGACUGGUUGUACUCGGCGGCAAGGCUCGGUGUUCUGCUCAUGAUUGUGUACUUCAACUCCAACCUGAGUCGCUUCCUUCUGGUGAUGGGCACCCUCUUCCUCAUGUACCUUCACACCACCGGCUGGUUCUCACUUAGAAGACGACAGCAGAUCCAAGGACCCAACGGCCUGCAGCCCCCCGAAGUCCUGCACAACCAGGAGAAUGAGGACAGAAUCCCAAAUCCUGGUGCAGAGCUUGCUGAAGAACAGAGAGAACUUUCUGCUGAAGGUGAAGAAUCAGAUGAACCCGAGCCCAUGGCAGCUGUUUUGGUGCCUCCGCACCGGGUGUCAGUCUUUUGGACAGCCUGGGUCUUUUUCAAAACCUUUUUCUCCUCGCUCAUACCUGAGGUUCCUCAAGGCGUGGCCAACUGACCUGCUCCGACAGACCAUCCAUCCCCAAGUUGCUUGAGGCAUGGAAUUUUUGUUAUUCACAGUGGAAGAAAAACUUCAACUUGACCAAAAACAGCAGGAUUAUGUGCACAAGUGUGAGAGAGUGAGGCAGGAUGAGGGGCAGAAGCAGCCCAGUAGCUCUUAAUAAUGAACUCAAAGAGAAAUUUAAAAUCGAACCAAUAUCCUGCAGUACAAAAUCACAUUUAUUUGCUUAGCCACAUGAAAAUGAGGUUGUGAACUGAUUGUGCAACUUCACAAGUGCUUGUGAUGCUCCUGAUAAAAGUGACAGAUCAAGCCUUUUGGCCUCUUCAUCCUGGAAAAAUAAUUCUCAAUCACAAAUGUGCCAAAAUUAGACCAAGCUAAACCUUUUGAUUUUUGUUUAUUUUUGCUGCAUGUUAAAAUAAUCACGUGAUUAUGCCAUGUCAUUUGUGUAAAGCAAAAAAAAAAAAGAAGAUUUUUAGUGUGGUGAAUUUAGUUUGUUAUAACCCUGUUCAGCCUUAUUCCAAGCAAUUUAAAGUGAUAAUUAAAUUGACUGACUCAUUACAUAUACAUAGUAUACAUAAACGUAUUCUUCACGCCAAGAAAAAAAA